GGGCCGGGCCGUGUAGUAGCUCCAGGGGCCGGGCCGUGUAGUAGCUCCAGGGGCCGGGCCGUGUAGUAGCUCCAGGGGCCGGGCCGUGUAGUAGCUCCAGGGGCCGGGCCGUGUAGUAGCUCCAGGGGCCGGGUGUAGUAGCUCCAGGGGCCGGGCCGUGUAGUAGCUCCAGGGGCCGGGUUGCGGUGCGAUGCCGCUGGGCCGCUGGAGGAAGGCGACGCCGCUGAUGGAGCAGGACGAGGCCGAGGCCGAGGCCCGGGAGCGGUGUCUGGAGGCGGAGAGGCCGCGGGCGGGAGUGGGGGGCAGCGGGCCUACUCUAGCCCCCGGGCCACGGGCUCUCCGGCCCCGCCUCGCCUUCCACACACAGCUGGCCCACGGCAGCGCCACCGGCCGUGUGGAGGGGUUCACCAACGUCAGGGAGUUGUACAACAAACUGGGCCUAGCGCUGGGGCUGGAGCCUGCCGAGAUCAUAUUUUGCACUCUGAACACCCAUAAAGUGGACAUGGACAAACUGCUGGGCGGUCAGAUCGGCCUGGAGGAUUUCAUCUUUGCCCACGUCAAAGGGCAGAAGAAAGAGGUGGAGAUCGUUAAAUCGGAAGAUGCUUUAGGACUGACCAUCACUGACAAUGGUGCGGGCUAUGCCUUCAUAAAGAGAAUCAAGGAAGGCAGUCUCAUUGAUCGGAUACAGGCCGUCAAGGUGGGGGAUCUGAUCGAGACCAUCAACGGCAAGAAUGUCAUUGGAUCCCGCCACUUCGAGGUCGCCAAGUUGCUGAAGGGUCUCGUGAAGGGGCAGUUGUUCACUCUGCGGCUCGUCGAGCCCCUGAAGGCUUUCGACAUGAUAAGCCAGCGUUCCAAAGUGGGCAAGUCUGCAUCAAGCGGGCAGAUGGGCACUGGAAAAGGCACACUACGGCUAAGGGCGAAGGGCAUUGCCACCGUGGAGGACGAGCCAUCAGCGUUCGAAGAGAAGGCCAUUGAGAAAGUGGAUGAUCUGUUGGAAAAUUACAUGGGAAUCAGAGAUACUGAACUAGGACAAGGAAGAGGCUGCUACAAACUUCCAAAGGAAUUCGACACUUUGAACCGGACUCAUACUCCUCCGAUCACUUGGUAAGUGCGAAUUAAUAACAGUCGCACAGCAUGGAAACAGGCCCUUCGGCCCGGCAUGUCCAUUCUAACCCAUUUAUACCCAUCCCAUUGCCAGCAAUUGACAGUAUGGCCUGAUGGUCUAAGUGCUUGUAUAGAUAAGAGUCAUAGAGUCAUGCAGCAUGGAAGCAGGCCCUUCAGCCCAACUCACCCACACUGAUCAACAUGGACCAUCGAAGCCAUUUGCUUGCAUUUGGCCCGUAUCCUUCUAAACCUUUCUAAACUCUCUAAACCAGUCGCACCCCUCUUCUCCCCUCUCCCAAGGACAAAUGUGUGAAAACGCACACCUCCAGAUUCAGGGACAAUUUCUUCCCAGCUGUGGAAACGACACAGGACCAGGAUAUAAUUAAUUGGCUUAUUAUUUUCAUGUGUACCAAGAUAAGGCGACAAGCUUUGUGAGCGUGCUAUCCAGUCAAAUUAUGCUGUACAUGCAUACAUUCAAAUCACACACAAACCACCUGCUGAAGUACAACAGGUACGUUGACAGGUACACAAAGAGAAAUAUAUCAGAAUGCAAAAUUACAGCGUUAUAGCAAUACAGUUAGAGAGAGAAAAGUGCAAAGUCCGCAAUGAGGUUGGUUGGAAGAUCAGACCACACCCUAGUUUAUGCCAGAAGUUUUAUGAUAGCAGGGAAAGAGCUGUUCCUGAAUGUGGUUGUACUUGCCUUUGUACCUUCUGCCCAACAGGAGAGAGAAGAGAGAGUGGCUAGAUAUAUUUCUAGGUUUAAGUUUGUUGUUGGAACGUAUGCUGAGGUAAAGUAACAUGCUUUGUAACUGAAUCAGACCAGAUAAUACUAGACAUAAACACAAUCAAGUCAAACUCAUGUACAAUAAGUAGUGUAAAGGGGAAGGUACAGUGUGCAGAAUAUUGUUUUGAAAGGAGUCGUAUUCUUUCAGGUAGAGACAAAAUGCUGGAGUUACUCAGCGGGACAAGCAGCAUCUCUGGAGAGAAGGAAUAGGUGACGUUUGGAUAGCCUUGUGGUGUUAUUGGUUGAUAUUCAUUUUUACAAAGGUGCAAACCUACUUGGAAUGAGAGGAUUUAAUAUGUUGGGAUUAGAAAGCAAAAAUCUGAACACUUACAGCGGCAGUCAGAAGUGAAAAUAAACCAAAGAUCUUUGAGCAUUAAUGAUAUGGAACUAACCACAGACAACUAUAUUUGGAUCUUUUGCAAUUAAUUAUGGUUAUUGCCUAUGGUCCCAGUCCUUGCCAUGGUAGUAUUUCAUUUCAGUCUAAUUAAAUGGUGGCACGGUGGUGCAGCGGUAGAGUUGCUGCCUCACAGCGCCAGA
Leucoraja erinaceus (little skate) is the source of this 2425-nucleotide messenger RNA. Its product is annotated as PDZ domain-containing protein GIPC1-like. Lineage: Eukaryota; Metazoa; Chordata; Chondrichthyes; Rajiformes; Rajidae. Bases 191 to 1108 code for a protein of 305 amino acids. Gene Ontology annotation, molecular function: protein binding. The transcript has 6 exons. The record is from RefSeq and is a predicted model, not a curated record.